Molecule: messenger RNA, 498 nt
Organism: Linum tenue
Lineage: Eukaryota; Viridiplantae; Streptophyta; Magnoliopsida; Malpighiales; Linaceae
Source: the annotation of a GenBank genome assembly
CUGAAUUCCAAUCCGAUUUUCGUCACCGUCAAUUGGUCCGGUUGCGGCGGAGGAGACGGGGUGUUUUCAAUCUCGGUAACGGACAAACUCCCUUCUGCUUCUAAUUUGCCGGGUCGCCAUUUUCGAAAACCGAAAGGGAGCAAAGAAUUCGAAGCCUGCGGUUGCAGAAUCGAGCUGCUCUGGAACCUCUCCCCUGCUUUCUACGAUGCAGGGCCCGAACCGGUUAGUGGGUUCUACAUCGUCGUAUUGAUUGAUUCGGAACCCGGGUUGUUCCUCGGAGACGUCGAGGAGAUCGAGGACGAGGAAGGCGAGGAUGGGUUCCGGCGAGGAGGGGUAGACAGGGAGAAGAUUCUCCUGGCGGCGGAGCUCUCCCCUGUUUCCCGGAUUGAUAAAUUCGUCUCCGGCGGGUCGGGUCGCGGUUCGUAUUCGACUCGGGCGCAAUUCAGCAGGGUGGGGGAAAUGCACGACGUGAUGAUCAAUUUUCGGGACUGGGGGUGA